Messenger RNA from Orbicella faveolata, 3127 nucleotides. RefSeq lists its product as uncharacterized. Gene Ontology annotation, biological process: chromosome segregation. Lineage: Eukaryota; Metazoa; Cnidaria; Anthozoa; Scleractinia; Merulinidae. Gene Ontology annotation, cellular component: Mis6-Sim4 complex; kinetochore. The record is from RefSeq and is a predicted model, not a curated record.
GCGGGCUCACAAAAUGGCUGGAAAUCGAGCCUAGGGGGUGUGGGAUUAGCAAUAGUACUCCAUAGAAAAUUGGAUGGGGCUGUGACAGUGAACCUGAACCUAAAUAUAUCCGACCUAGAAAUAAAUCUCUAUGACCCCCCCGCCCCUGGGGGGGUGCUCCCCAUAUAUAAUGGCCCAUAUGGGGAGGCCCCAACCAAAAGGGCAAAAGGGCUACCUUGUUCAGGCUUUAUGAUGGGGAUUUCACAAGCUGAGUUAUAUGAACAGGCAACCUUGUUCCCAGGGUCUCUUAUCUUCCCUCCCCUCUUCUCUCACUCCAGGAGAUGGCCAGGUUUUUGUGGCCUGAUGGUGCCCAGAUUAAUGGGGUUCCCCUGUGCUUCAAAGUGUUUGGAAAGGGAUAUGCAGGUAAAACAUUCUCUCAAUAUUUGUAUCUAAAACAAAAGAAAAGAGACAAAUAAAAUCCUAAAAAUCUAUGCUACUAAAUUUAAGAUUAAUUAUGCAGAACACGGUUGUGAUUUCUUCUGCAUCGUCACGCAAUCCUUCUCCCCUUCCCCAUGACAAAUGUUGCGUGACGCAUUAUAUGAAAACAACACUUUUCCCUCUAGGGUAGAGGUGGUUGUCUUUUUCUUACCCUUGGCGGGUGAAAAUGGCGGCCCAUAGCGAACGAGAGAGUCGGGAACUUUUGACGGAUGCUCUGAUCAAUUCUCAAGUUCUUAACAGCUAUACAAUGGAUGAAUUCAAAGAACUAUUCCCUAGGAAGUAUCGUGACCUUCAAGAUGUGAAGUUGUUGUAUGAGGCUUAUCAAACAAAGCGGAAACAGAUAAAGGACAGAGUACUGAUGAAUAUAAGGUCGCAUUGCAGACAGCGAGCACAGCAGGAUUGUGAAGUGACUGACAGUAAAUAUGAAGCUGACAUUUCAGAAUUGGAAGAAAGAGAACAAAUGUUACAAGAGGAAAUCAAGACAAUGCAACAAGACAUUGACAAAGUGCAGGAAAAAAUGGGAAGUUGUGCAGACACCCUGGAGAAAAGAAAAUUAUUUUCUGGCUUGCACAAGGAAGAUUUCGACAUAAGCAAAUUUAACAAGGGCAACAGUAGAAAUUCUUUUAGAUAACAUGAAAAGCUCUAUAUCAAAAAUAUUUCCUGUAUAUUUAUUGUUUUUGUAUUAAAUAAAAAUCUUAUUUCUGGUGUAGACAAAUUCAUGAAUGACUGGGUUGAAGUGUCUCUUAAUCACCCUUUAUGUCAGAUUAACAUCACAGUUCUGUUGUUGGUUAAUUACAGUCAGUGAAACCCUGUUAAUCCAGUCAGCGACUGGCCAUAUUAAUGGGGUGGCUGUAUUGAAGUGGUUCUUCAAAUAAGAAAGUGACUGACCGAGCUUUUGUUUGGGGCAUUGUUUGUUUUUGUUUGGGCGUAAUGACGAGGUGGCUGUAUGACAGGGUGGCCGCAAGGAAGGCUUCCAUUGUACACAUUGUCAGAAAUUCACUUUGGGAGAAUUUGCAUUAAGCUUGUUUUCUUGUCAAAGUUUCUGAAAUAAUAUGCGAUCUGACAUUUUCAUAACCUGCUUUAAGUCUGAAUUGCCAUCAAUAUUCUUGAUUUUUGUUACUUUGUCUGAUGUGGUCUUUGUCACUGCCUUCACUGUUUUCCUCAAAAUUGGGGGGUAGUAGAAAGAGUGGUUACUGGUUAUUUGGAGACUUUGCAAGAAAGUAAGACUAAAAAUGUUCAGCGAGCUCAGGACUUUCUUAGCCCUGCAAAGACUUAAGAGACAUUGUUGGGAAAAAUUCUGAGAUGGUGAAGCCUGUCUGAGAAGUUUUUUGAAGAUUGAUUCACCAGCCAAAAUAGAACCUAUUACACCAAUAGCUUGUUUUGUAGCUCAUGUCAGUUGCUGCACAUAAGCACUGCUAAUGAUUCCAAACAAAAUUUUGACCGGAUAAAGACUGAGCUGUCUCGACUGGAACUAAUCAACAAAUGCAGUCAAAAUGUAGGUGUUCCUACGGUUAACAUCCCAAAACCAAGUCAUGUUAAUAAACAACCACAAUUCCCUCAGGUUUCGAUAAAUGCUACCGUAAAAGCGUUUAAAUUCACCAAAAUCUAACGCUGAGAGCACAACAGCAAAGUGUACGGUGACUGAAUGGAAAGAAGUCAAAGAAAGAUCCAGCGGAAAGACGAGCUCAAAUGGCCUGCGCACAUACCAGUACUCACAUGUUCGCCAAGUCUUAUUACAUGUCUUAGCAUUAUACGGUACCAGUUUACUGGCCGUGAUAUGCCCCUGCAAAAAUCAAGGGGGGUGGCUGAAUUUGCUAAGAUCACUGCAACCUCGAUUGAUUUUGCCUGUAUUAUGCAGGAAGCCCAACAUGUGGACACCAACACAAAAUUAGGCUGUGUUCUCCCUACGCUCCAACGCAAUUAAAAACUGGAUCAUUGGAUAAUGCGAAAUCAAGCGGGGCGGCUGAAUUUGUUAAGACCACUGCAACCUCGAUUGAUUUCGCCUGUAUUAUGCAGGAAGCCCAACAUGUGGACACCAACACAAAAUUAGGUUAUGUUCUCCCUACGCUCGAAUGCAAUUAAAAACUGGAUCAUAGGAUAAUGUUAUUCAAAAGUUUUCAUUGGCUUAACCAUCAUGGUAAGCAUAACACCACAAAUGCUAAGCAUAGGUGUAAUUGUUUGGGGGUGUAAUUUCAGUUUGCUAUAUUUUGGGGGCGUUUUUAACUCACUUGAGUACUUAUCUACUAUAUGAAAGGUAAAAGAAUCUUUAUUUAAUUCUGUUUUACAAAUGUUUAAUUUACUAUCUGCUGUUUCUGCACGAAUGUUCCAGACUUACAUUCACCAUUGUUUGAUAUAUAUUUUAAUCUUUUUCAUAUUCACAUACGUGUACAUAUAGCUUAUCCAUAACUCUGUGAAUAUUUAAUACAGUUAAAAUAAUUUGCCCUGGUUAGCAUCUCUAUCAGAACCUGUGAAUCCAAUGUCAUUUUCUAAGUUGCUCUUAUUUGAGGAAACCUCACAUACAAAGUGGAGAGGGAUUUACACAGAUAACAAAAAUAGUUCACAAACUAAGAUAAGAUAAAGAUAAGAACUUUAUUAACGUGUCGAAGUCACUAGCAUACAAUGUAUACUAAUUCGGGACACCUAACUACGA